Molecule: messenger RNA, 3723 nt
Organism: Trichoderma aggressivum f. europaeum
Lineage: Eukaryota; Fungi; Ascomycota; Sordariomycetes; Hypocreales; Hypocreaceae
Exons: 11
Coding region: 1-3723 (1240 amino acids)
Source: RefSeq, a predicted model, not a curated record
AUGGCGAACUACCAUGCCACAACUAAAAGGGGUGGCUCACGGAAAAGGCGCGCUCAGAGAAAACCUGUUAACGAGAGCGAGGCACCGAGGUCUCCUUCAACUCAGCUCCUUACUCCUGAGAGUAUCGAACACCUCAUUAUCCCAGGAGCCGGCCUGAAACACCCCGAAGCCAUUGGAGAGCAGCAGCAAUUGUAUGCGAAAAGCGAAACACUUUCAGUAACGGAAUCGAUCGACGAGCAUUUUGCGAGAGUAUAUGACAGCGAGCAAGCAAUUCUUGCACUCUCUGCCGUGCUUGCUCUGAUUCCUCUAUCACAGGAGACGCACUGUACAUCUGCGGCAUGUGUCUCGUUUCGAAAAGCUCUGGCUCAGAAAUUUGCACAGGCAGCCCUCCAGCGUAUCGACACAGAUUCAGAAUACCUCGACUUUAUCUCGGAUCGCCAGGUAGACUCCAUGACCACAGUUGAGCAACUUUCCAUAUCCCGCGAUCCGUUGCAUCCACAAACGCCAGUGGAGCUAGAGAGCAUCCUGGCACUGCUUCUUCUACGUAACUAUGAGCACACAGAGCGUGCCAAUUUACUCAAGAUGACAGCUCGAGCAAGUCAAGCGUUGAUAAUAGCAAAGAAUAUGUCCCUUCAUCGGCUAGGUCUCGAAAAUGAUACCUUUUCAGAGGCCAAGAGGAGAGCUUGUAUUUCUGUGCUCAUCUAUGUUCUGUGGUUCGACAAAGCCUGUUUAAACGUAGACGACGACAGCCAAUUCACAACUCCAUACCCGAGGUUAGAAUCCGAUCCAGAAGCGUGGUUGAUCUUCCUCGAAGCUCUGCGAAUCGGCGUUGCAAGCGUCAAGUUCACUGCCAGCUAUAACGAACAUCUAAGCUCGCACGCGGAUAUGACUAGAAUUUUUGAGCAGAUGAAAAUACUCGACAAAUGGGUGCUUCAGGUCUCCGCUCGGAUCGAAAGCUAUGUGCCUGUCUCAAGCUCAAUGGAGCUUGUCCCUACCUACGAGUCAGCGACAGCCGAAGUAAUGCGACGACUUUCUCGCAUCAGAUUAUCCAGUACAAGAAUCCGCCUUCAUCGAUUCCAAGCCUUCUCAGACACUCCGCUCUUCACCGAGAAUCACUGCGAUCUCAGUGUCCCCAAUCCUCUCAAUAGUUCUUCCAGCAUCACCAGUAAUACUGAAGCAGGGAUCCCCGCCUACACCGUGCUUCAGUCGCCUCCAUUCACAUACGACCGGUCUACCGAGAUUUGUGUGGCAUCGGCUCUAACAAUUGCACGGCAGCUACAAAGAUUGCCGAUUCCCAAGACAUCUGACGGUGUGAUUAAUCGAGCGAUACCUACCUGUACAUGCUGCGCGAUGCAAGCCAGUUACGUUCUUCUAAUGCAAUUCUACAAACUUCACGCCAUGCCUCAUGCCCCACGAAUAUCAUCAGGCGACUUGUCCGUGGAUACAGAGCGCCUCAUUGACGAACUUCGACAUGGCUUGGAGGAUAUCAUAAGGGCAAUGAACAAUUUCGCUACUUCAUUUGAAACCAUUGCGGGAAUGCGAGUGGCUUAUCUAUGGGGGAGCAGACGGGACCCCGAGUUUUCCACUACCUAUGGUCGCUGGAAGCUGUUCAAGAUGAAGACGACCCAAGAGUUCCCGCGCCUCAAGCUUUGCAUCCCGUGUUCCCGGCUCUUCACCGACUACCGGGAUGAAGCCAGAUCUGAUCCCAAUAGCACCCGAUAUCACAUGUGGUACGAGCGUAGCGGAUAUCAGUAUUGCCGAACUCGGCGUGAGCUCGAGUGUGCCGCUGUCUUUGGUUGCGUCUUUUGCAAGGCUGUUACUUCUCGUGAUCACAAGUAUCAGCAACACGAGGACGGUACAAGGGGCUCGGACACUUCAAAGGACAGGACGGAGCUCUUCCUAGAUGAGCAGCGCCCAGGCUGGUAUCCGUCACUUGACGAAGAGCUGGAGCUGAGCAUUCGUUACAACAGGGUCGACAAUGUUCUGUACAUUUGGAGCCGAAGCGGGACUCAAUGGAGCGGAGGCGACCUGUCAUGGAGCAUGUACGCCACCCCGAGUGACCCAGCAGCCUCCGUCGUUCAUUCGCAGGCGCUGCUCCAAGACCUUGGGUCUCCCGAGAGCUUUGACGAUGCACGCGAGUGGAUGGACGAGUGCCUCACCAACCACCACGUGUGUCCAGCACAUAUGCCGGCUGAUCUACCCACAAGACUCAUCGAGGUGUCCCGUCUGGGCGAGCCCGAAUCUGCGCGUCUGUGCGAGACCAGCGGGGAGAAAGGACACUAUUGCGCUCUUAGUUACUGCUGGGGAGGAGACCAGGUUCUCAAAACGCUUCGUCAACGGUACAACCGAUACCAAAAGGAACUUCCUUACGAUCAGCUGCCCCAAACCAUCAAGGACGCAUUUCAGGUCACGCGGAGCAUGGGCCUGAGGUACAUCUGGAUUGAUUCGCUUUGCAUCAUCCAGGACAGCGACGAGGAUAAGCAGACCGAGAUAGCCAAGAUGAUGAGCAUCUCCCAGAAGACGCAAUUCACCAUCUCAGUGGCGAGUGCCUCGGCCGCUACCGAGGGAUUCCUCCAGACUAAUUACCACGACCCCAGUAUUGGAGCUUUCUAUCACCCCCUCCGGGUAGAGAAGGAGACCAUGGGCUCGGUUCUCAUUGCCGAUAGCUCGUCGUCAUUCGCCAGCGUUGCCGCGCACCAGCAGCCCAUCAACACUCGGGGCUGGACCCUCCAGGAGGCCCUGCUCACUCCCCGCCUUCUCAUCUUUACCAACAUGCACAUGGUCUGGAAAUGCCAGACUGGCUAUCAGCCCGAAUUCCACGCUACCUCCCGAGACGCCCGCGAAAGACGCCGUGGGGAUUAUGGCCCCUGGGAUGCUUGGUCUUCGCUCUGCGGCUACUCGUUUGCUCGUCUCAAGAAGCUCGACGAGCUAGCCAUCCCGGAAACUCCGCGUGUCGGGGAGGAGUUCAACAGCCGUGGAGGCACUUACUCGACCUGGCAUUUCAUCCUGAACAAAUACACGACGAGGCAGCUCACCGAAGAAAGUGAUCGGCUGCCUGCCAUUUCGGCCAUCGCCCAGGCCUUUGCCGCCCAUUUCAAGACUGAAUACUACGCCGGGCUCUGGGGACGCUUCCUCGUGCAUGAUCUAAUGUGGGAGAACUGGCUUUCCAAUCCCAACGCCACAAAGUCAGGGGCUCCGUCGUGGUCGUGGGCCACCAUGAAAGGUGAGCUUCAGUACGACGGUAGCAACACCGACUAUGCCCGAGCCGAGGUCGUGUCGUGCAAGACCACGCCCGUGUCGGACAAGAAUCCUUUUGGGGCAGUUACUGGCGGCGAGUUGGUGAUCCGCGGACACCUGAACAAGCUGUGGCUCGAUGCGGGCGAGUCGAACAGACGGGAACUCUUUGACAAUGAGGGCAACGCCAUUCCCUAUGCCGAAUUUAUCGGCGAUGACGGGUCCGGAGACUGGAACCGGAGCCGCACCGCUGUGCUCUGCUUGGUCCUUGGUGACAAACCCUGGGCGACUAGGCACAGCAACUAUCCAAACUGUUGCCCGAAUUACAUAACCAGGUGUCCCCAGUCGAUAAAGUGUCGGAUGAUGGUGCUAGUCGAGAGGUCGGACCGAGCAGGCUGCUAUCAGCGGAUAGGACUGGCCAAAGCAGAGAUGUAUGUUAGACCGCUCUGGUGGGAGAAGUGUGAGAGAGUAAUGGUGACGGUUGUCUGA